AACCUCCAUUUUUGAAGUUGCGCCAGAAGGCAUCCUUCUUUCCACUCCACCUGCGAUCCUUUUUUCUGUCUUUAUCUCCCGCUUCAUUUCUUCUCUACAGACUGUUCUCUCUCUACCUUCUUCCUACUCCUUUUACAUCUCUCCCUGUCUCUCUGUGGUCAUGGCUGCUCUUUUCAGACUGUUUUCUCCUCCUCCGGUCAUCACCGCUUUUCAGCCCAUUCAUUUUCCCCUUCCUCUAUUCUCCUCCCCAAAAAUCGACACAAAUUCAAGAAAAUUUCGUCACAGAAUCUCAGUCAGUAAGUUCGGUAACUUCCUUGAUUUGAACCCUGAAUCAAAGCCAGAUUUCUUGGAUUUUGAUCUCCCUUGCUUCCACUCUUCUGAUCGCUCCCUCUUUGAUGUCAUCGUUAUUGGCACCGGCCCUGCCGGUGCUCGUCUUGCGGAGCAACUCUCAACGCGUGGAAUCAAGGUAUGUUGUGUCGAUCCUUCUCCACUUUCUAUGUGGCCUAACAACUACGGAGCUUGGGUUGAUGAGCUUCACAGCCUAGGGCUUGACGAUUGUUUUGACCGAAUAUGGCCGCUUUGUUCUGUAUUUAUUGACGAUAGCAACAUUAAAUUCUUGCGUCGACCUUAUGGCAGAGUUAGUAGGAAGAAACUGAAGACGAAAUUAAUAGAGAAUUGCGUUGUCAAUGGGGUUAAAUUCCACAAGGCCAAAGUUUGGAGAGUAGAUCAUAAGGAGUUUGAAUCUUGUGUUGUAUGUGAUGACGGCAACGAAAUUAGGGGAAGCUUGGUCGUUGAUGCAAGUGGAUUUGGUUCUACUUUUAUAGAGUACGAUAAGCCAAGGAAUUGUGGGUAUCAGAUUGCUCAUGGUAUUUUAGCCGAAGUGGAAACUCACCCCUUUGAUUUGGAUAAGAUGGUUUUUAUGGAUUGGAGAGAUUCCCAUCUGGGAAACGAGCCUUAUUUGCGCGCUAGCAAUUCAAGAUUCCCAACCUUUUUGUAUGCUAUGCCAUUUGCCUCAGACCUGAUAUUUUUGGAAGAGACUUCUCUGGUUAGCAGACCAGCAUUGUCUUAUAUGGAAAUUAAGAGAAGAAUGGUAGCUAGACUCAGGCAUUUAGGAAUUAGAGUGAAGAGGGUAUUGGAGGAUGAGAAGUGCUUGAUUCCAAUGGGAGGUCCUCUCCCUAAAAUCCCUCAAAAUGUGAUGGCUAUAGGUGGGAAUUCAGGGAUUGUUCACCCUUCAACCGGGUACAUGGUAGCUCGAACGCUGGCUUUAGCCCCGGUGGUGGCAGAUGCGAUUGCGGAGUGCCUUGGCUCCACAAGAAUGAUCAGGGGUAGGCCACUUCAUUAUAGGGUAUGGAAAGAGUUGUGGCCAAUUGAGAGGAAAUAUGCCAGGGAAUUCUAUUGCUUUGGUAUGGAGACCCUGUUGAAGCUGGAUUUAAAUGGAAGUAGGAGAUUCUUUGACGCUUUCUUCGGUUUAGAUCCUGAUUAUUAUCAUGGAUUCCUCUCCUCAAGAUUGUCUUUGAGAGAACUUUUUGGAUUGAGCUUAUCUCUUUUCAUCCGAGCUUCAAAUUCUUCCAGGAUGGACAUUGUCACCAACUGUCCUGCACCUCUAAUCAGGAUGGUGGGUAAUCUUGCUCUGCAACCCUUUUAAGUGUGGUGAGGGAUUGCAA
Messenger RNA from Carica papaya (papaya), 1664 nucleotides. Its product is annotated as capsanthin/capsorubin synthase, chromoplastic. Gene Ontology annotation, molecular function: oxidoreductase activity, acting on paired donors, with incorporation or reduction of molecular oxygen. Lineage: Eukaryota; Viridiplantae; Streptophyta; Magnoliopsida; Brassicales; Caricaceae. The record is from RefSeq and is a predicted model, not a curated record. Gene Ontology annotation, biological process: carotenoid biosynthetic process.